AUGAAGCCAACUUGCUUGGGCCCGUUCGUUCACAAGUUUCACAAGCUCCACGAGGCCGCAGACGUCGAAGAGUUCAAGCGAAUCUUUAUUGACUGCCUUGAAUGCCACUAUCACACUUAUACGAUGGGCCACAUUUUGCCUCGCGAUGUUGGCGAGAACAACUUGAUGUUCGCUGACCCGAAAGAGGUUGCUCCUUCUGAGACUACUGACGAUCGCUCGUCGAGGUGGGGUGCCCUGCACGACUUCGAUUUGGGUUCCGAAAUAGACGAAGACGGCAACGUUCAACCCAGCAACGCUACCUAUCGCACUGGUACACUGCCUUACAUGGCCGUAGACCUUGUGAGAGCACCUUUGAAGCCGUCCCCACGCAUUGAAUAUGUUCCGCCUGCUCACUAUUAUCGCCACGACCUCGAAUCUUUCUUCUAUAUCCUUAUCUUCGCCUCAACUCGAUACACAUUCGAGAAGGGCAGGUGCUUGCCCGUUCCAGCAUGCCUCCGGACGUGGCAAGACUGUGCGACAGCGUCCGACAGCAAGAAUGCCUUCUUCGGUUACCGCGGUUCUGAAGCCGUGAAAGUCGCUGUGUUGGAUCACUUUCUGCCUCUCUGGGAUGAAUGGAUCUUUCCCCUCUAUAUCAUGUUCAAAACUGCCUUCAGCACCAUCCCAGAGCCAGGAUUCCCUACCUUCAAGACGUAUGACAUGGUGACCUUGAACGAGCAGAUCACGUUUGAGGCCUUCAUGGCCACGAUUAAGGUCACCCCUCGUAACUCAGCGGGCGAACGAACGAGGUAG
Cyclocybe aegerita is the source of this 789-nucleotide messenger RNA. Lineage: Eukaryota; Fungi; Basidiomycota; Agaricomycetes; Agaricales; Hemipholiotaceae. The record is from the annotation of a GenBank genome assembly.